Molecule: messenger RNA, 685 nt
Organism: Trematosphaeria pertusa
Lineage: Eukaryota; Fungi; Ascomycota; Dothideomycetes; Pleosporales; Trematosphaeriaceae
Exons: 1
Coding region: 219-629 (136 amino acids)
Source: RefSeq, a predicted model, not a curated record
UGAUGUUAUCUGUCGAGUCAAAUUCCUAAGUUUUAUACGGACACGCGAAGAAAACGGAGCCAUUCUUGACCAAAGAAGUCACUUUUGGUACUCUGGAGAUGCCCGGCGAAAAGAAUGAAGAAGCAUAGGAUCCAAUAUCUUGCAUUUGGGCGCUCUCCAACACCCCAUCUCUACUAUGAGUCCGGCAUUGAUCUCUUCUGAAGUGCAGAGAGCUCCGCAUGGCAGAAUCUAGCCUCGGAUUUGAAAGCGGGAGGAAGAUGAAAAUGCUAGUACCCAGCCGAAUCUUGAAGCUCCCCUCAGCAUUCCGCAGAGAAAUAAGCGUAUGUUUCACCCAUUAUUCUUUCUUUUUUUCAACCAUCCUACCCCACGGAGGAACAGCACUCCCAUUCUCAUCCUCUCCAAAAAAGUUUUUGGGAUAUUUUAAGCUAUUCCGCGCCAGCAGAAGAUCUCACAUCGGCUGGACUACCAACCAUUUCCUCUCCAUUUGGUACGCUCUCACCCUCUUAGAAGCAGAAAGACAUAUUCCGAAACUCCUCCCACUUUUCGUCUUGUCGCUCAAAGCCGCAGAGAGCAAGACACUGCUUCGAUCGAAUUUGAGGCCGUCAGGCGCCAGCCAGACCCAUUGUUAGGAUCGAAGACUUCUUUGAGAAUCAGCGAGCAGCGAGUGAGUACUCGCCUCUACGCA